AUGGUGUUCAUGCUCGAUGCAGCACGUAUACCAAUAGCAGGAAAUUUUGAUCCAUUUAUGAAUGAAAAUCAAUCACAUUCCAAUAAAAGUCUUCCGUCACUCGAUUUGAUUCAUAAUCAUGUUCAUCGAUCAUCGGAGACAAAUGACACUCAUUCGAUUUCAAAUAAUACUCGAUUAGAAGAAGCUGGUCCAUCAUUAGAUCUGAUUGAUUCACAUGCACAUGAUGAUCAUGAUGAUGAUGAUGCAUCUGUUGUUGAAAUUGCAAAACGUUUAAUUCAACCAUCAAUUGAUUUUCUUGAUGCACAAUUACAUGAUGGUGAUGAACAUGCUCAUAAUGAUGAAAAUCAUACAAAUGAAAAGGCAGCGGAUUUAAAUGAUUUCCAGAAUUGGUUAAAAGAACAAAAUCAAACUGAUCAAUUACAACGUUUUUUAUUAUUACAAAAAGAAAUCAAUCAGUUUGCUCUUGGUGAUAAACAAGAUUUAAAUAAUAAACUUAAUCGAACAAUUGAAGAACUUAAAUCAACGAUUAAAAAUUAUCAGGAACGAAAACAUGAUUUAUAA
Molecule: messenger RNA, 561 nt
Organism: Adineta steineri
Lineage: Eukaryota; Metazoa; Rotifera; Eurotatoria; Adinetida; Adinetidae
Source: the annotation of a GenBank genome assembly